Molecule: messenger RNA, 1671 nt
Organism: Zalophus californianus (California sea lion)
Lineage: Eukaryota; Metazoa; Chordata; Mammalia; Carnivora; Otariidae
Product: integrator complex subunit 10-like
Biological process (GO): snRNA processing
Cellular component (GO): integrator complex
Source: RefSeq, a predicted model, not a curated record
AUGGAAGAGCUGAGAAGCCAAACCGUGGUGGUGAGGAGCCCCAAGAUCGGCCACAGCAGGAAGCCACUGCCACCCUUCGGCCUCCUGCACAGAGACAUUGUCCUUCCUCUAAUAAUUAACAACCAUGGUGUCCGAUUGCCUGCCAAUUUAUUAUAUAAGUACUUGAACAAAGCAGCUGAAUUUUAUAUCAAUUAUGUCACUAGGUCUACUCAAAUAGAGAGUCAGCAUCAAGGUACCCAAGAAGCAUCUGAUUUAACGUCACCUAGCAAACGGAGCUCUCAGAAGUACAUGAUAGAAGGGCUGACUGAAAAAUCGUCUCAGAUUGUGGACCCUUGGGAGAGGUUGUUUAAGAUUUUAAAUGUUGUUGGAAGAAGAAACUGUGGUGAUAUUUUGCAUAGAAUGAAGGAUCUCUGCAGAUACAUGAACAACUUGGAUAACGAAGCUCAUGCAAAAUAUAAAAACCAAGUGGUUUAUUCCACUAUGUUGGUCUUCUUUAAGAAUGCAUUCCAGUAUGUCAACAGCAUACAACCAUCUCUAUCCCAAGGUCCUAAUGCCCCAAGCCAAGUUCCACUGGUUCUUCUUGAGGAUGUAUCAAAUGUGUAUGGUGAUGUAGAAAUUGAUCGUAACAAACAAGUACAUAAAAAGAGGAAACUAGCUGAGGGAAGAGAAAAAACCAUGAGUUCAGACGAAGAAGACUGUUCAGCAAAAGGAAGGAAUCGUCACAUCGUAGUCAAUAAAGCAGAGCUUGCUAACUCCAUUGAAGUGCUCGAGAGCUUUAAGCUAGCCAGGGAGAGCUGGGAGUCGCUCUACUCCCUGGAAUUCCUUGACAAGGAAUUUACAAGAAUUUGUUUGGCCUGGAAGACAGAUACUUGGCUUUGGUUAAGAAUCUUCCUCACUGAUAUGAUCAUCUAUCAGGGUCAAUAUAAAAAAGCAAUAGCCAGCCUGCAUCAUCUAGCAGCUCUCCAGGGGUCGCUUCCUCAGCCGCAGAUCACAGGACAGGGGACCCUGGAGCAUCAGAGGGCGCUCAUCCAGCUAGCGACCUGCCACUUUUCUCUAGGGGAGUACAGAAUGACAUGUGAACAAGUCCUUGAUUUGAUGUGCUACAUGAUACUCCCCAUUCAAGAUGGAGGCAGAUCACAGGAGGAACCCUCAAAAAUAAAACCCAAAUUUAGAAAAGGUUCAGAUCUGAAGUUGCUGCCUUGUACCGGCAAGGCUAUCAUGCCGUUCUGCCUGCCUCUAAUGCUGGCUUGCUUUAAGCUCCGAGCUUUCGUGGACAGCAGGGACGACAUGGCGCUGGGCCACGUGAUUGUCUUGCUUCAGCAAGAGUGGCCACGGGGAGAGAAUCUUUUCUUGAAAGCUGUCAGUAAGAUUUGCCAACAAGGAAAUUUCCAAUAUGAGAAUUUUUUCAACUAUGUUACAAAUACCGAUACGCUGGAGGAAUUCGCCUACUUAAGGACUCAGGAAGGUGGGAAAAUUCAUCUGGAAUUACUGCCCAAUCAAGGAAGGCUGAUCAAGCACCACACGGUCACUCGGGGCAUCACCAAGGGCGUGAAGGAGGACUUCCACCUGGCCAUGGAGCGCCGGGUGUCCCGCUGUGGUGAGAACCUGAUGGUCGUGCUGCACAGGUUCUGCAUCAGCGAGAAGAUCUUGCUCCUUCAGACUCUGGCCUGA